AUUGUGAUCCCUUAUGGCUAUGAUUUAUGAAUAUGAAUAUGAAUGUUUUUCUUUUUCCCCAUUGAUUAUUCCUGUUGCUGUUCCACAUCAUAAUCAUCAUCAUCAUCAAGUUUGACCUCCUUCUACGUACCUCCCUGACUCCACAACCCAACUCUCAGAGAAGGGAACACCAUCAUGAAGAUAUUCAACUGGGUGCAUAAAAGAUUUCAUCAUAGCACCACUCUCAAGGAUGGGUUUGCUUCCAACAUGAAAAACAUUGAACCUACGAGAAGCAAUAAUGAGGAUAGUGAAGGAAUGAUGAAACAAGUAGCGUUGGCUGAAUUGUUUGGUGGUUGGAAAGAUGGGAUUCUGACCAUUGGCACUCUUGGCUGUGAUCCAUUGAUCAACUCCUACAGCCAAAACAAACAGUACUACGCACUUGAAAGCGAAGAAGACCAGGAAGAAGAGGAAGAACAAGAAGAUGAGGAGAACUAUAACGGUGAAGAUGAUAAUGAAGUGAACCCAUUGAUGCAGAGCACAUUCGAAGAAGUGAAGAAAGUUGAUGUGACUGAUGAGAAUAGUAUUGAGGAAAUGGAAAAGAAGAAGAAAGGGGAAAGAAUCACAUUAGCAGACUUAUUCUUAGCGGAUUCAGAUGUGAAGAUGGAGGGUGCAAAAUCCAAAGAUGAAAAACAAAGUAGUAUCAUGAAAGGAAAGCAUCAUAAUCAUGCUCAUAUGCAUGCCCUGUCUUUCACCAAGAAGCUCAUUCCCCGUGGUCUUAACAAGGAUAACCCACACCCAAUUCAAGAUAUCAAGAAAUUGAUGAAGAAAAUGUUAAAGAGAAAAAUCCAUCCGGAACUGCUGGAUGUUAAGAAUCCCAAAACCAGUGACACCAACGACACAGCUUCUUUGCUUCUAAUUUAAGCCAAUAACAUAGCUGAGGCUGGCGAGUUGUUAAGCUCUGGAACUUGUCUCUGUUUAUCUGAAAAUACCAAGUAAUUUAGUUUAUGACAAGUUAAAUAUAUAUGCUUCAGGUUUUGCUUUUGUGUACUUUAUGAACAAUGGAAUUGAAUCAUGUGAUCUUCUUUUGUGCUCUUCCUCCACUUGUAUUCGUUCG
This is a messenger RNA of Arachis stenosperma, 1093 nucleotides long. Its product is annotated as protein TILLER ANGLE CONTROL 1. The record is from RefSeq and is a predicted model, not a curated record. Gene Ontology annotation, biological process: morphogenesis of a branching structure. The transcript has 5 exons. Lineage: Eukaryota; Viridiplantae; Streptophyta; Magnoliopsida; Fabales; Fabaceae. Bases 175 to 900 code for a protein of 241 amino acids.